Molecule: messenger RNA, 2329 nt
Organism: Medioppia subpectinata
Lineage: Eukaryota; Metazoa; Arthropoda; Arachnida; Sarcoptiformes; Oppiidae
Source: the annotation of a GenBank genome assembly
CUCAAACUUCGUAUACUAUAUGAUAAAUAUCUAUAUUUUCUCCAGAAUUUGUUUUCCAUGAAUUGUGACCCCCUUUGAGGCAAACAAACAAUUUUGAUGGCAAAGUGAUAGCAAGUGAUGGCAUAUGCGCUGAAAUUGCUCUCAAAGAGCGCUUCCGCUGAGAAUUGCAUCGAAUGACAGACAAACAGACAGACAGUAUAUCAACCGUUAUAUCCAACCAUAGCUUCAGCCAAAACUCGUCAAUUGAAAGUUAACAUUGCAUUCAAUGAUAACUUCGUUGAAAUAGCCUGAGCCUGACGAGUAUUAUCAUUGCAUAUUCCUAGUGUGUGUUUUAGGGUGUGAUUCGUUAGCAACACUUUGCCAUUCAUUUCCCAAACUAUCGUAACUAACAUUUCGGUUACGAAUUUCACUUUAAACUCGAGAAAUACCUUAUUUUGCUGUACAAAAGCUUUUGGAGGAAUCAGAGGUUUGGCAUUCAAAAAGUUGUGCUAACAUUGAAAGUGAAGGCGUGUGAGAGAUAAGUGAAGGGAACGGACCAUACCUUUCCAGUAUCACUGCCUGACAAACAAAAACCGUUUCUUCAUAUAAUUGCUAAAUAGUUUUUCACUCAAAUCCACUCAACAUUACUUGUUACAAAAAUGCCUCAAAACAAACACCUUAAUUACUAUGGAUUUCUCGGACUUUUCGUUGCCUUAGCAUCCGUGGCAUCGUUUUUCAUCCUGAAGAACAAGGACUGCACAAUACUGACGGGCGAUGACUAUCCCAAACUGGAGAUCAUUCAGAUCACGGGCACAAUUACGGGGAGUGUCUUAUUUCUACUCAGUUUCUUCAAUAUCGCCGGAAUAUUAUAUGACAUUAAGAUCUUAUUCUUCGCGGCGAUCGUUGCAAUUCUCAUAAUCUCUGGCGUUAUGUUUUGGGGCGCUUUCGUGGCCUUCUCCGAGCCGUGCACUAGUUUUCUGGGUCUGGGAAUCAAUUCAUCGGUUUUCGAGAAAAAUGCCUUCAAAGCCGAAGACGGACACAAUAUCGCAAUCAUGGUUUUGGACGUAUUGGCCGGACUUAUGCUCUCUUCUAUUGGAUUCACAUUUGGAAAACGUCUCUAAGAAAAGGAUCUCUUUUUUUCAUUAUAUUUACAUUUUUGAUUCAGUACUUUAAAAAUAUACACCGCUUUAAAUCGCAUCAAUUAUUACCUUUGAAUUCAUUCAUUUAAACUCAAAAUGAAUUUAAUUUUCUCUUUCUUUUUCUGUGUGAAUAUAAAUAUCCGAUAAAUGUUUUAAUCAAUUAUUGUGAUGCUAUUCAUGUGAAUACAGUUAACGUCCAAAUGCGCCAAAUAUUUAACAUAAGUGCUUAAUAAAUAUAUAUAAAUUUGUUGUUCACUUGAUUCUCAUAUUGAUAUACAUCUAAAUCUCUUAUAUUAUUACAUGACUUGUAGUGGUUUUUACACAAAAUUAACUUGUAUUCAAAGUAAUGCAAAGUACAGUAAAUUGUAUGAAAUGCGAAGAAUUGUUUAUUAAAUCACAAUUUUUAAAAUAAAAAUUAAUUAAAUCUGAUUUUAAUAAUUUGAAUAUUAUUUUGAGUAGAAAUAUGUAUUUAUAGCGUAUGAAUGCAUAGCAUAUGAAAAUCAAGUGAAACUAACAAAUGCUUAAAAUAGCGUAUAUAUUGUAAACCAACUGAAAGUGUAGUCCAAUAGAAAUAGUAGUCCAGAGAAAGUCUGGUUAUUAGCUGUAAUAUACCAUUGGAUCGAUAAAUAUCAUUGCGUUUUUAGCUACUGUUCCCAUAAAUAUGUUAUAUUUUAUUACAAUAUAAAUUAUUAUGUGCUUUUGACUUUUGCCUAAUAAUUGAAAAAACAGUUAUUACACACUAUUAUACUGUAUAUUCUUUUAUCUGAUAUUAUAACAGAUUUAAGAUGUCUUAUAUUUUACUGUUAUAUAAACACUAUUUUAUGUGGAUAUGAAUGAAAUUUAAACGCAAAUAUUAACUAAUAUUUUACACAUCCGUCGAAAUAAUUAUAAAAUUACUAUUAAUACUAAUAUAUGAUUGAUUUGAAAUUCAAAGUAAAAACAUUUACACGUUAUUCUUAAUGUCAAAAUAUAUUGUUUUCGUAUAUAUUUAUUGUCAAUUCACAUGAAUUGUUAUUCUGUGUCUCAUUUUAAUAAGAAUUGUGUUAAUGUUAAGCAAAUUAAUGUAAUUUUAUUCAAUUUAAGCUAUUUUUGUUAUAAUGUUUUAAAACCUUUGUGUUCAUUCAGAAUAUAUUAAUUUCCAUUGAAAGACAUUUAUACUCUUUGCUGAAGAGUAUGUAAAACCCCUACCCUUUACAUACUUCAAGUAUACC